UGUAUUUCAUUUAGGCUAAGAAAGUGCAUACGCAACCUCCGUCGGCGACGCUUGUUUGCACCUCGUCAAGCGCUAGGGGCUAGUUAGGAACCAGGAAGGAAAGCCAUAGCGUGGUUCCCUCCUUAAACCCAUUACCAAAAGCAAUUCACGUAUAUACUAUAGUUGCAUUGGACGGACGUUUGUGUGCUUGCGUUGUAGCAAAUAGCCGCUGCUCAUGUCCACCGCUUUCGCCUUCCCCUACUUCUAUAACUAUCCGCCAUACUUUACGCUGCAGCCAGUUAAGGAGACGCGGGACAAGCAAGUUGCGCUUUGGUGUUCGCUUAUCCUAAGCUACUGUCAGCACACAAAGACCUUCAUCCUAGACACGCAGGCUGACUCGCAGCUCUUUGUAAACAACAGCAUCAACAGGAAGCUAAACAGCGAAGCACGGAUAGCCAUCCUAGAUGAGCUAGUAGCGCAAGGGCGGGCGGAGUGGCUGGACAAGGGCAAAACACAAUGCCUCAUCCUGUGGAAGCGGGUCGAUGAGUGGGCAGCAGUGCUGAUGGAUUUCGUACGGACGUACGGCCUUUCGGGAUCCGUCAUGACCCUGGACGAGCUGACGGGAGGAGACGACGUGCGUGGGACAGAGCUGUUUGGGGCUCACAGGGAGGUGGUGGUGCGGGCGCUUCGGCUGCUGGAGACGCAGGGGAAGCUGAGCACAUUCAAGGGAGCAACACCGGAGGAGGUUGGAGUCAAGUUUACGUAGCACAGACAGCAGGUUUGGCCAGUUUACGGUUUGCUGGGGCUAUGGCUGCCCGGGCCUGAAGGAGAGGACGCGAUGGGGCAAGGGGCUGGCGGGUAGGGAGAGGACGCGUCGGGAUGGCCGCCGGGAGGGUCCGAUGGGCUUGGUGGAGGCAGGGUUUGUAACAGGCAACUGCUGGCGUGAAGGAGAAGUCUGGGGGCGUGGUGGCCUACGUGGGUUCCUUGGGGCAUGUUAACCGAGACGACUUGGCAUUUCAAGCACUCCUUUCAGCGAAUUUCUCAUGAAGACACGGGGUUGGCCUUCAAGGGCUCAUAAGAGCCCGG
This is a messenger RNA of Astrephomene gubernaculifera, 1065 nucleotides long. Lineage: Eukaryota; Viridiplantae; Chlorophyta; Chlorophyceae; Chlamydomonadales; Astrephomenaceae. The record is from the annotation of a GenBank genome assembly.